Tachysurus vachellii is the source of this 7262-nucleotide messenger RNA. It is a transcript of the gene pik3ca, whose product is annotated as phosphatidylinositol-4,5-bisphosphate 3-kinase, catalytic subunit alpha. Gene Ontology annotation, cellular component: phosphatidylinositol 3-kinase complex, class IB; cytoplasm; phosphatidylinositol 3-kinase complex, class IA. Gene Ontology annotation, molecular function: 1-phosphatidylinositol-3-kinase activity; 1-phosphatidylinositol-4-phosphate 3-kinase activity. The transcript is spliced from 22 exons. Bases 511 to 3720 code for a protein of 1069 amino acids. Lineage: Eukaryota; Metazoa; Chordata; Actinopteri; Siluriformes; Bagridae. Gene Ontology annotation, biological process: phosphatidylinositol-3-phosphate biosynthetic process; cell migration; phosphatidylinositol-mediated signaling. The record is from RefSeq and is a predicted model, not a curated record.
CAGCACAUCUCCUCGCUCCGGUUAGCGUCUCCAUCAAGCGACCUGCUACGCUCCUCCUCAUCGUUUAUUCACAUGAAGUAACCUCUACGUGAUCUCCAUGACAGCGUUUUUCUUCAUUUCUGGAUUAAACGACCAUGUAGCUGAGACCAUGUACUUUGUUCGUGUACAGUAAUGCGCGGUUUGUGUUCUAAGAAGACAAACGAGAUUAGCUGUCUGUCGUUGCUAUGGAGAGCCUGCGCCUAUCGGGCCGGGCCGGGUAGGCCCAAGGAGCGACCGCGUGUCGGAGUUGCGUCUAAAGCCGGAGGAGGGAACACGAGAGCGGAUUACUCAACAGAAAGGAAUACUGCACUUGCACCAGAGGAGUAAAUAAUUAGGAGACCAACUCCCCUGAUGUUCCCAACAUGAUGAUAGCUGUUUUCAGGUUACCCUGAAACUGCUCUAUGGGGAAAAAGAAGUUGAAUAAUUUAAAGUGUAUUAAUUGAGAUUGGACAGUUGUGAGAACUAGAGAACAUGCCUCCAAGGCCUUCGUCUGGAGAAUUAUGGGGCAUCCAUUUGAUGCCCCCCAGGAUCUUGGUGGAUUGUCUGCUGCCGAAUGGCAUGAUACUGACCCUGGAGUGCCUCCGUGAGGCCACACUUGUCACCAUCAAACAUGAACUGUUUAAGGAAGCACGGAAGUUCCCACUCCAUCACCUGCUGCAAGAGGAAGCCUCGUACAUCUUUGUCAGUGUAACACAGGAAGCAGAGCGGGAAGAGUUUUACGAUGAGACCAGAAGACUCUGUGAUCUCAGGCUCUUCCAGCCUUUCUUAAAAGUUAUCGAACCUGUAGGCAACAGAGAGGAGAAAAUUCUCAACCGGGAAAUUGGUUUUGCAAUUGGUAUGCCUGUCUGCGAGUUCGAUCUAGUGAAGGAUCCCGAAGUGCAGGACUUCAGGCGAAAUAUACUAAAUGUCUGCAAAGAUUCAGUAGAACUCAGAGAUUCAAAUGGGCCUCAUAGUCGUGCAUUAUAUGUUUACCCUCCCAAUGUGGAGUCUUCACCAGAGCUUCCAAAGCACAUUUUUGGCAAAUUAGACAAAGGGCAGAUUAUCGUGGUCAUCUGGGUUAUUGUGUCACCCAACAAUGACAAGCAGAAGUACACACUGAAGAUCAACCAUGACUGUGUCCCUGAGCAGGUGAUAGCAGAAGCCAUCAGGAAAAAGACGCGCAGUAUGCUGUUGUCAGCCGAGCAGCUGAAGAUGUGCGUGCAGGAAUACCAGGGCAAGUACAUCCUCAAAGUGUGUGGCUGUGACGAGUACCUGCUGGAAAAGUACCCAAUCAGUCAAUAUAAGUAUGUGAGGAGUUGCAUUAUGCUGGGCCGAAUGCCGAACCUAAUGCUGAUGUCAAAAGAUAGCUUAUACUCCCAGCUGCCCAUGGACACAUUCACCAUGCCCUCAUACUCGCGCCGCAUCUCCACAGCCACACCAUACAUGAAUGGGGAAGCCUCCAGCAAAUCCCUGUGGACCAUCAACAGCAACCUGAGAAUACGUGUACUCUGUGCAACAUACGUCAAUGUAAACAUCCGGGACAUUGAUAAGAUUUAUGUCCGGACAGGGAUCUACCAUGGAGGAGAGCAGUUAUGUGACAAUGUCAACACGCAGCGUGUUCCAUGUUCAAACCCAAGGUGGAAUGAGUGGCUUAUGUAUGACAUGAACAUUCACGACAUUCCACGGGCUGCUCGUCUUUGUCUGUCCAUCUGUUCUGUGAAGGGGAGGAAGGGAGCAAAAGAGGAGCACUGUCCACUGGCUUGGGGAAAUGUAAACCUCUUUGACUACACACAUACACUGGUAUCUGGGAAAAUGGCACUGAACCUUUGGCCGGUGCCACAUGGCCUAGAAGAUCUGCUAAACCCCAUCGGUGUCACAGGCUCAAACCCCAACAAGGAAACCCCAUGUCUUGAGUUAGAAUUUGACUACUUCAGCUGUCCUGUGAAGUUUCCUGACAAGGCCACAAUAGAGGAUCAUGCUAUUAAGAUGCUGUCCAGGGAAACGGGAUACAAUUACUUUCAGUCAGGACAGAGCAACAGACAGGCUCGAGACCACCACAUAAUGGAGAGUGAUCUUGAGCAACUCCGGCAAAUAGCAAACCGAGACCCACUUUCUGAGAUCACUGAGCAGGAAAAGGACUUCCUUUGGAGACACAGGCAGUAUUGUAAAACUAUACCAGAGAUUCUUCCUAAGAUUCUCCUUGCUGUAAAGUGGAACGCGAGAGAUGAAGUCGCACAGAUGUACUGCCUUCUAAAAGGCUGGCCUCAAAUAAAACCAGAACAAGCCAUGGAGUUACUUGACUGCAACUAUCCAGAUCCAAUGAUACGAGAAUUUGCAGUACAGUGCCUUGAGAAAUAUUUGACCGAUGAUAAACUCUCUCAGUACCUUAUUCAGCUGGUCCAGGUUUUGAAGUAUGAGCAGUACCUUGAUAACCCCUUGGUGCGAUUUCUGCUGAAGAGGGCCCUGACCAACCAGAGGAUUGGGCAUUUCUUUUUUUGGCAUUUGAAGUCAGAGAUGCACAACAAGACGGUGAGUCAGCGUUUCGGUCUGCUGUUGGAGUCAUACUGCCGUGCAUGUGGCAUGUAUUUGAAGCACUUGGGCAGACAGGUAGAAGCUAUGGAGAAACUCAUCAACCUCACAGACAUUCUCAAGCAGGAGAAGAAGGAUGAGACACAGAAGGUGCAGAUGAAGUUUCUAGUGGAGCAGAUGAGGAGGCCAGAUUAUAUGGAUGCCCUUCAAAACUUUACCUCUCCAUUGAAUCCAGCCCACCAGCUCGGCAACCUACGGCUUGAAGAAUGCAGAAUCAUGUCCUCAGCCAAGAGACCUUUGUGGCUUAAUUGGGAAAACCCUGACAUCAUGUCAGAGCUUCUCUUCCAGAACAAUGAGAUUAUCUUUAAGAAUGGGGAUGACCUUAGGCAAGAUAUGCUGACACUUCAAAUCAUUAAAAUCAUGGAGAACAUCUGGCAGAACCAAGGGUUAGACCUCAGAAUGCUUCCCUAUGGCUGCCUUUCCAUUGGAGAUUGUGUGGGUCUUAUUGAAGUUGUGAGGAGUUCUCAUACCAUCAUGCAAAUCCAGUGUAAAGGUGGUCUCAAAGGAGCGUUGCAGUUUAAUAGCUCCACCCUGCACCAGUGGCUCAAGGACAAGAACAAGGGCGAGAUGUAUGACCUGGCCAUUGACCUGUUCACUCGAUCCUGUGCUGGUUAUUGCGUAGCCACAUUUAUUCUGGGCAUCGGUGACCGACACAACAGUAACAUUAUGGUUAAGGAAGAUGGACAGCUGUUUCACAUAGAUUUUGGUCACUUCCUGGAUCAUAAAAAGAAGAAGUUUGGCUACAAGAGAGAGCGAGUGCCAUUUGUCUUAACUCAAGACUUCUUGAUUGUGAUUAGCAAAGGAGGAACACAAGAAUGCACUAAAACAAGGGAGUUUGAGAGGUUUCAGGAGAUGUGCUACAAGGCAUACCUGGCUAUCCGACAGCACGCCAAUCUCUUUAUCAAUCUGUUCUCAAUGAUGCUGGGCUCCGGCAUGCCAGAGUUGCAAUCAUUUGAUGACAUUGCCUACAUCCGCAAAACUCUGGCACUUGAUAAGACUGAACAGGAGGCUCUGGACUACUUCAUGAAGCAGAUGAAUGAUGCUCACCAUGGUGGAUGGACCACAAAGAUGGACUGGAUCUUCCACACCAUUCGACACCAUGCCCAGAACUGAGAUGGAGCACAUAUGAAAGGUGUUUGAACUAAAACAGGACCCCUUGUCCAGAACCUACUGGCCUAUCUUUGCUAGUAGAAACAUGGCAGCCAGACCUCAAAGUUGGGUUAAAUGUGCCCCCAACUGACCUUCAGAGCACUAAACAAUCCAAAAGAUCUUUUUCUCUUUUAAUCUCCUUUCUGGCAUCCAUACAGAAGAGUACUAACCCUAAACUUUGUCCAGAAUGGUUGUAUAUUGUUGCCUGUAGUUUUGUACUGAUGACUUUUUUUUUGGUUUGUUCUUGCUGCUCUUUUCCUGGAGAGACCAUGGUUACUUUAUUUUAUUUUAUUUUUAUUUCAGAUUUUCCUUUGAGAAAAAAAACACAAAGUCAACAGGAAGCGUUCUUUAUUUUUAGAGCGCUCUUUUGAUUACUCAUGUCUUCCUCCAAGUACAAAUGCCUUUAAAUAUGCAUGGAACCUCUGAGGAACUCGUAGAUUAAACAGGGUAGAAUUUUUGUUGUUCAGUCUGCGUCCCGAAGGAUGGUUUCUGUAGCAAAUGUAGAGGAUUUGGCAUUUCUCAUAGUCUUGUUUAAAUACUUGGCUCUUGAAAGCUAUUGCCCUUGAUCACAACAAAGGUUUGUUUUUGUUUUGUUUCUCCACCUCCUUUACAACCAUAUAUUAAUGCUGGGAUAAAGUAAAUUUGGAGUUUGGAUAGGAUGUAUAAUUUAAGCAAUAGAACACUAACUAAACAGAAACAUUGUGAAACAGGUCCAAAAGCUACACUGUGGCUCUCACUGAACAUGUAUUUCUUUAAACAGCAACUACCAGGAAACAUAAUGUGUUUCAACAUAGGAAAAAGAAAACAUUUCAAAUAUUUCUCCUCAGCGUGACAAUUAAGUAGAAUGUCCCUUCACAUACCUUUUUUUUUUUUUUUUAUACCAGCACAGGUGAAGACGUGAUUGAGGUAAAGCCUUAAUGGAACUUGAUGCUUUGUGGCUGAAUGCACAGUCCUCCUCAUGUGUACUGCAUGCAGCAGUAGAGGCUAACUUGGUGCUUAGUACAACCAGUUUUUUGAACACUUUACUUUCAGAAGAGUUGCUUUAUUUUCCACUAACAUUUAACCAUGCAGGUUCAUUUAUUGUCUGUACAUGUCCUCACUUUCAUUAUGUUCACAGCUAUAUGGUUUUGUAAGAAAUGAAGAAUGGUGCUAAAUAGAGUCCGCUGUAUAGAAAGGGAAUAAACUCUGGACGAAAUGGAUGUUUAAUGCUAAUAUGGCUUUGAAAGCUGAGAAUGGUUCAGCCGCUAAUGUUCAUUAUACCAUUUACAUCGUAAUUACACUUUACGGUAGUUCAUGUCUGUAUUGUAUAUAAUCUUCAACAUCCUGUUUGAUGCUUUUUAUCUUUCCUUAUUUGUUUUAUGGAGUACACUGUCAGAUGUGGUGAGGCUCUGUCAGGUAUGCUGUCGGCAGUUUACUCUUGGGGGUUAAAAAUUGAUAUGCAUUAAACUUUAUGAUGUAACAUUUGAAAAUCCCAUGCAAACUCUUUGUGCUGUUUUUAAGAAACUGCAGAUAUGCAUUUUACCAGAGCAGCUUUAGCUUUUCUAUUAAAUGUCUUAUGUGAGAGGGAAAGAAAAUCAGGAGUGGCGCUUAUUUUGGGGCAAAUAGAAAGUGCUCUGACAUGCAUUCAUUUAACAAUAAACCAUGUGGAAUCAUGUCUAUAACAAUCUGAUUUUGCUUGACAAAAUUCCGAGGGCCAACCAGUAAACGUAAAACAACUGACCUCCAAAUGAAUAGUGUAUAUGUCCACAAUCAUUUUUCUUUGUGUUUGAACCACAACGCCUCAUCACUACCUGUUAAUCCGACCUCUGUAGUUGUGAAGAAAGCCUGUUGUGUUUUUGCAUUACAUUUAAGCUGUGAAAAUGUAAACAUUAUAAAUGAGGUGCAAUCGUGACAUCUGUAUGGAUGUAUAUCUGCUGGUGGUGGGAAUAGCUUGUGCUCGAGAAUUUGCUCAAAACUACACUACUUAAAAGAAGCUUCAUUUUUAUUAUUUUUGUUAUUUUAAAAUCUAUUCAUUCAAGCCAAAGUUCUUUCUACAUGUUAUGUUCAUCUAAAUAAUCACCUCAAGCAUUAAGAGGGCCAGUCCCUCCCCUGUUUUUGGAUAGCUCAAUGUUUAAUGAAGAUAGAUAUAUCAUAAGUCUGAAGGACACUUUUUGUACUGUCACAGAAGUAUAGUGCUAAUGUGAGAAGUUUCUACCCAUCAAAUUUGAGACUAAUCUAUAUAGUCUGCCAUGUUUUUUUUUUUCUUUCUACAUUCUGUACAAUUCUGUUGGACUAUGUUUCACUAACUUGUAUUAAUACAAAGUAAAGGAAGGCAUCUUUAUGUCCUAAUUUAUUAUAAGUAUCCUGAAGUAAGAUGCCAUUGUGCUAUUCCUGUUUUCUUGUUCAUUUAUGUGCUGAAUUUAAGGUUUCAGAUUUUUAAACCUCAAUGUGAUUCUUAUAUGCAGUAAACUAAGAGUCAACAGGUAUACUGAAAUCAACUGAUGUAUGCUUUUGCACUUUGUAAUAUUACUUUCCCCUUAUUUAAAAUGCCUUCAGUCCUAAAGGACAGAGUAGUUUCAACUGCAUGUCCUCAGAAGCAGCAUUACCAAUUGUACUCCUCUACUGCCUGAAACAGGUCAGAUGAAUUAGCAGUUAGUCCUUGUAAAGCAGCCUUAUGUUAGCCCUCCAGAAGCCAUUUAAUGCAUGGUUGUAGUGUUUCGUCUGUACAGGUUACAGAUCCUUUGGGGCUGGACCCAUUUAAAAGCCCAUUUUAAAAUGUUUGUGAUCAUGUGCAAAUGCUUUUAUUUUCCUUCUUUUUCACCAACCAAGGAAAACCAAGAUGCUGGACUCUUUUGGCAUCUUUUAUAUGAAUUACAGUAGAAAAAAAAAUCAUAUUUCAGUUUCAAAUGUACUUGAAUAUCAUCGCGCCGAACCAUCGUUGUAUUUUAAGAGCAAAUCUGUUAUUAUGGUGUAGCACUGAAAGUUCACUUGCAUAGGCAAUUUCAUACCGAUGAUGAAUGUGAAAAUAGUUUGGUUUUAAGAGACUGCUGGAGAAACCCGUACAUGAAAGUUUGCCAUUUAUAAAUCCUAAGAAAAAAUAUUUCACACUAUGUAAAAAGAUGGAGUUAAUUGUAUAAACUUGUACUGAAAACAAGGUCAAAACUGUUAUUCUUAAAAUAUUUUUGAGUUCUUACAUUUCUAUAUCAUUCUCCUUAAUGUUUCCCUACUUAUUGCUUACCCAUAUUUUUUCAUGUGUAAUUAUUUUUGGUGGGCCAAAAAAUGUUCCAUACAGCCAUCCUGCAUGAAAUUUAUGUUAAAGCCCUAUUAUUUCUGUUCAUUAUAUGUAGAUAUAAAAAUAUGUGGCCUAAGACUGCACUCUAUAGUAACCAUCUAUAACUAAUAACAAUGACAUAGCCUCAUUCUCAUUUAUUUACUGUUUAAUUGUGCACCUCAGUUGAAAAGUUGCUUUGUAUCCCCAAUUUUUUGAGUGUUAUGUGACUAUGUAAAAAUAAACAUAUUUCAAGAAA